AAUCACAGAAGCGGCAGUGCUGCGACUUCUUGGGCAGCCGUCGAGACCUCCCCCCCGCCCGCGCUCCGGUUUAAGGGCGCCGGACUCGAGGCCUUGCCGAGCCCUACCCCCAUCCCCACGCGGGGGCCCGGAGGCCUAAGGCCCCGCCCACGUGGCGAGCAGCCCGGAGCGCGGGACCCGACGGCCGCCAUACAAUGGAGACCACGGCAGGCCCCGCGCGCCCCGGCCGCCGCAUGCACCCCGCGCGCCGGGGGCGCCGGAAGAUUCCAGAACCGGCCUUCCCAGUGGGGGGAGGGGAGGAGAACUCGGGCCCUCGAGCUCGUCGGGCCCCGGAAGGCGCUGGGCGUGACAUGCGGGCCAAACUAGCGCCGAAGGGUCCGAAGCGGAGGAAGGGGAAACUGAGGCCCAAGGAAUUUGUGUGCUUUUCCUAAGUCACAAAGCUGAGUCCGACCCACGCUCUGGGACUCCCACUUUAUCGCUCGGAAGAAUCUUCCCGGUUCUUGUCUUCUCAAUGCGUCCUCCAGUCUUCCUAGUAAGCACACAGCCCCAAGACCACUCUUGACGCCUUCAGCCGUGCUAUGCAUGCCAGAGGUCCCCCUGGCCCACUGUCCCCGGCGCUGCCUCUUGCCUCCUCUGUCCUGAUGCUGCUGCUGAGCUGCCUGUGGCUGGUGGGGGCUGGCCCCAGCCUUGCCCUGGCCCCAGAGCUGCUGCUGGACCCUUGGCAGGCACACCGUCUGCUGACCCACGUCCUGGGCCACACGGCCCUACCUGGCCUCCUCCUGAGCCUGCUGCUCCUGCCCACACUGGGCUGGUGGCAGGAGUGCCACCUGGGCACGCUGCGGUUCCUGCAUGCCUCUGCCCUGCUCGCCCUGGCUGCUGGGCUAAUGGGUGUGCUGCUGGCAGGCCUCGGGGUACCCAGCGCAGCUGGUGGCUGUGGCUACAUGCCUGUCCACCUGGCCAUGCUGGCGGGGCAGGGUUACCACCCUAGACAGCCCCAGGGGGUACUGCCUCCGUGGCUGCUGCCGUGGCUGCUGCUUGCCUUGACACCAGUGCUCAGCUCCGAGCCACCCUUCCUGCAGCUAUUGUGCGGCCUCCUUGCUGGCCUCGCCUAUGCAGCCGGGGCCUUCCGGUGGCUGGAGCUCUCUGAGCGGCGGCUGCAAGCACUGCAGGAGGGCAUCUUGUGCAGGGCCCUGGCAGAGUGCUGGCCGGUCAGACUCCUUCCUACCCCAGGCAGCCUGGCCGAGCUGCCGGUCACCCAUCCUGCCGGAGUCAGGCCUCCCGCCCCCGGACCUCUUUACACAGCCUCCCCUAGACUCUGGUCCCGCAGCGAAGGCUCAGCCCACCUCCCGCCAGGCCUAGGGCCUGUGCAGCUGACCUGGGAGGGCUCCUCUGAGGUGGGCCUGGCCUGGACCGGGCCCGUCUUCCCCCCAGGGACCCCACUGUGGGCAGCCCUGGAUGAGCAGAUGCUGCAGGAGGGGAUCCAGGCCUCACUCCUUGAGGGGCCAGCCCAGUGUCCUGAGAGCCCGCUACGGCUGCCUAAGUCCUCUGUCUCCUCUCUGCGGCCUGGAAACCGCAUUACUCACAAUGCCCGGAGGCCCAGUCUGACCACAGAGGUGGGGGCCCAGGUUUCUAGGGCUCCCUUUCACCUGUGGAGGAGGAACCAGCCAUUGAGGUAUGGGUGGCCUUGUUCUCUCACGUCCUCACCUGCCUGGGGCAGGCACCUUCUCCAGCCUCAUGACUGGGUCCAGGCAGCUCCACCCCUGGAGGGCCUGGGGAAGGCUGGUGGGUGGGGGCUGGGCUGUCUGUCCGUCUGUCUGUCUCUACUCACCAUAGAGCCCAAUCAUUGUUUCCAAGAUUAAAACCCUCUCAGCUAAAAUCUUC
This is a messenger RNA of Acinonyx jubatus (cheetah), 1881 nucleotides long. RefSeq names its product rhomboid domain containing 3 (gene RHBDD3). Gene Ontology annotation, molecular function: serine-type endopeptidase activity; protein binding. The record is from RefSeq and is a predicted model, not a curated record. Gene Ontology annotation, cellular component: membrane. Bases 579 to 1859 code for a protein of 426 amino acids. Lineage: Eukaryota; Metazoa; Chordata; Mammalia; Carnivora; Felidae. The transcript is spliced from 8 exons.